UUCUAAGAUAUAAUUACCUACCUACCUACGUAAGGUAACACCGGAUUCCGAGCGAACGGCACAUUCUUAGUUCCUGGAUUGCCAACUGCUAUGUUAGGUGCAGAGCAAUUCUCCAACCAAUGAGAAGCUGAGCCGAUAUUCACUAUAAACGUUAUAAUUCAUACCUCCACAAAGCUUUAGCUAAUUUGGAAUACAUCUUACUGUCGUGUUCAAUGGGUGGAUAUGAGUGCUGGAUUGGCCACGUUGCACUCGCUAGGUGCUGCACAUUAAUAGAAAUCACGAACGAUUUUGUCUGGUAUAAAUUUAUCUUCUCAUCGCUGCCAGGGUGGCGGCUCGGACAUGAGGAGGGUCGGAUCGAUAACCCUAGUGUAUCGACAGAGGAGUGGGAUUCUCUUCUUAAUACCGGAUUUUUAGGGGUAGAUAAUUACCUCGGGGUCGACCCCAACAAAUCCAAGUCCGGGCUAUCCAUCAUCACAAGUCAAGCAAUUGAUCCAGUAGUGAGCAUCUUAAGAAACCCUUUGGCAGCAACGCACGACUCAGUCCAGACCGAGAGUCUCGUCAUACUCAGUGGGCGGAAGACGCAAUGGCGUAACAGGGCGCUCGAAGCAUUACGCUUCCUGAGGCCGUUUGUAUCCAACACUCUAGUUGUUGACGGGCUCGAAGAUACGAACCUAGUCGUAGCUCUGGGAAGCGCAGUUGUCUGCCUCGCGGAUUUGGAAGAAGUCGCUUUUAAGAACAUGACACAGAGGAAGUUCUCCGCACUCCAGUUGGUGAUGCGAGAAUCCCCUAACAUUCGUAUGCAAUUCGUCGAUAUCGAUUCUUCUAUAGAAGCUAGUGCCCCGGUUUCGGUGAUAGUUUCCCAGUCUCUCUUGCGGAUGUUAUGUCAUGACAUUCCCACUACUGUGAAUGUCUUGUGGUCAGACGAGAGCGAGGUUGUCAUUGAAGGGAACGAUACAUAAAGAAUUGUCAUAAGCCUCGUGUCGCCGACGACUUGUCCAAUUACGUUGACUUAGGUAAGGAUUCAGGGGGUACGCUGAUGUUAGAAAAGUUCAAGUCAGUCUAGAUAAGAAGAAAUUCUUCC
Messenger RNA from Daldinia caldariorum, 1081 nucleotides. RefSeq lists its product as uncharacterized. The transcript has 3 exons. The coding region runs from base 213 to 959 and encodes 248 amino acids. The record is from RefSeq and is a predicted model, not a curated record. NCBI's taxonomy places the organism in Eukaryota, Fungi, Ascomycota, Sordariomycetes, Xylariales, Hypoxylaceae.